This is a messenger RNA of Lucilia sericata (common green bottle fly), 5699 nucleotides long. It is a transcript of the gene Col4a1, whose product is annotated as collagen alpha-1(IV) chain. The record is from RefSeq and is a predicted model, not a curated record. Gene Ontology annotation, cellular component: collagen trimer. Lineage: Eukaryota; Metazoa; Arthropoda; Insecta; Diptera; Calliphoridae. Gene Ontology annotation, molecular function: extracellular matrix structural constituent.
AUUAAACAGUUUUUUUUAUUACUUGCUUUAUUCAAACAAAAAUUCUAAGCAAAUCAGUACGCUCUAGUCGAUUCAUAAAGUCAGAUCGACACGCUUUAUAUAUAAGUUUAGAGAAAACAUAAAAAUCCAUCAUUCUUCCCUCUUUUGUUGUUUUACUUUUUUUGUGCAAAAAGUUGGGGGUAGAUGGGGUUUUUUUGAAAAAAAAAAAAAAAUUUUUUAUUUUUUUAAUUUUUUGAUUUUGUUAAAAGAAACUAACUUUAUAAAGAGGUUAUAAACAUAAUAUUUUUUAAUUAAAAUCCGUGCGGGAUCUGUAAGGAAACUAAUAUAUACGUAUACAAAAUUGGGGUAUCAUGGAGCCCCUCUGGAAGCGGCUACUUUUUGCCGCUGUAUUAGCUGGAGCGUUAGUGGGAAUUAAUGCUCAAUUUUGGAAAACUGCCGAUACUGGAGCUAUCUAUAACUCCGCCAAACAUUAUAGACCUGAAGUCGAAACUCCCAGAAAUCCCAUUGAUGAUAGUUAUGCUGUAAUUGAUAGCGCUACAACCACCCGUACCGGUCAAGUACCCUCAAAUUGUACUAGCGGUACAGUCGGUUGCAUACCAAAAUGUUUUGCUGAAAAAGGUAACCGUGGUCUUCAAGGUGCCAUCGGUGCUCCCGGUCCCAAGGGUAUGCCUGGUUAUCCCGGUCCCGAAGGUCCUCCAGGUGACAAGGGUCAAAAGGGUGAUCCCGGUCCAGAAGGUCCUCGUGGUCUUAAGGGUGAACGUGGUACAGCUGGUAUUCCCGGUAUGGCUGGUGUGCCCGGUAUUCAGGGUAUUGCUGGUAAUCCCGGUGCCCCUGGUAUUCCUGGUAAAGACGGUUGUGAUGGUGAAAAAGGUUUACCUGGUGUUACCGGUCUCAGCGGUAUGACUGGUCCUCGUGGUUAUCCUGGUCAACCCGGUGCUAAGGGUGAAAAAGGUGAACCUGCUAAGGAAAAUGGUGAUUAUGCUAAGGGUGAGAAGGGUGAACCUGGUUUUGCUGGUCGUUCUGGUAAUCCUGGUCCCGAGGGUCCUAUUGGUCCCAAGGGUGAUCGUGGUGAUACUGGUGCAUAUGGUCCUCCUGGUCAACGUGGUGACCGUGGUCAAAAGGGUGAAAAGGGUGCUCCCUGCUUUGCUCGUCCUCAACCCGGUAAGAAAGGUGAAAAGGGUCAAAAGGGUGAACCUGCUCGCAAACAUAAAUUGACUGGACAAGAAACGUACAGCGGCGAACGUGGUGAAAAGGGUGACAAAGGUGAUACUGGCCCAGCUGGCAUAAAGGGCGAAGUCGGUUUCCAAGGUGAACCUGGUCGUGAUGGUAUGAAAGGUGAAAAAGGUCUUCCUGGUCCUUCCGGUGAUAGAGGUCGUCAAGGUAGCUAUGGUCCUCCUGGUCCUGCCGGUCAAAAGGGUGAUCGUGGUGAUACUGGUUUGAAUGGCUUGCCUGGUAAACCCGGUCAAAAGGGUGAACCUGGUCGUCCCGGUCAACCUGGUGAACGUGGUCUUGUUGGUCCUCCUGGUCCCCCCGGUGGUGGCCGUGGUUCCCCUGGCGCUCCUGGUCCUAAAGGUCCUCGUGGUUACACUGGUGCUCCCGGUCCUAAAGGUUUGGAUGGUUUUGAUGGUCCUCCUGGUCCCCAAGGUUUGCCUGGUGCUAAAGGUGGUCCCGGUGUUCCUGGUCACAAUGGUGUUGAAGGUCCUCCCGGUGAAAAGGGUGAGAAAGGUAAUCCAGGUCGUGAAGGUUCAAUGGGUCCUCAAGGCCCUACUGGUCACACUGGUCCACCAGGUCCUGAAGGUCAAAAGGGUGAGGCUGGUCUUCCUGGCUAUGGCGAAAGAGGCUUUAAGGGUGAUGAUGGUAUUCCUGGUAUGCCAGGCGCAAAGGGUCAAAAGGGUGAACGCGGUUUCCCUGGUAAUGUCGGUGCUCCUGGUGACUCCAAAUUAGGUCGUCCUGGUACUCCUGGUCGUAUUGGUGCCCCUGGUCAAAAGGGUGAUGCCGGUCGUCCUGGUACCCCCGGUCAAAAAGGUGACAUGGGUCCUAAAGGUGAUAUUGGUGGUAAAUGCUCAAGCUGUCCUUAUGGUCAAAAGGGUGACAAAGGUGAACGCGGUGUUGAUGGCGCUCCUGGUCAACCUGGUCUUCGUGGUCCUCCUGGUGAACGUGGUUAUCCUGGUGAACGCGGUGCUGAUGGUAUUGCCGGUCCUCCCGGUGCUCCUGGUGAAAAGGGUAAAGAUGGUCUUCCUGGUGCCCCUGGUCCAUAUGGUCCCCCUGGUAAAGAUGCUCUUAUUGACUUGAACCAAAUCGAAGCUGAGAAAGGUGACAAGGGUGAACGUGGUUAUCCUGGUCCCGCUGGUCUUAAGGGUGAACGUGGUGAAAGAGGUGAACCCGGCAGAAACGGAGAAAAAGGUGAAAUGGGAGCCAAGGGUGACAAAGGUUUUAUGGGUCCUCCCGGCUCUGACGGUACUCCUGGUACUCCCGGUAGAGAUGGUCUUGAUGGUAUUCCUGGUCAAAGCAUUAAGGGUGACACUGGUCGUGCCGGUUUUGAUGGUGCCAAGGGUGACAAAGGUUUCUCUGGACCCCAAGGUGAAAAGGGCGAACCUGGCUCCUGUGCUGUUGAUAUGCCAGUACCCGCUAAAGGCAACAAGGGUGAUCGCGGUCUUCAAGAUCCUGGCCCACAAGGUGUUCAAGGUAUAAAGGGUGAUGCUGGCAGACCUGGCGAGAAAGGUGAACGCGGUCCACAAGGUCCAGUAGGUCCAACUGGUGCUCGUGGUUUGACUGGUCCUCGUGGUGAAAAGGGUAACCAAGGUCCAAUUGGUGCUCCUGGUAACCCCGGUAAAGAUGGUUUCAAUGGUCCUCCCGGUAGAACUGGUGCUCCUGGUCAAAAGGGUGAAAUGGGUAUUGCUGGUAUUGGUCCUCGUGGUCCUCAAGGUCGUCCUGGUUUAACCCGGUGAGAAGGUGAACGUGGUCCCACUGGUAAUUAUGGUCCCCCCGGUAAAGACGGUCCUCCUGGUUAUCCUGGUGACAAGGGUGAUGCUGGUUAUCCUGGUGCCCCUGGUAUGCCUGGUGUUGAUGGUGCCAAGGGUGAUAUGGGUCCAAUUGGUCCCCCCGGUCCACAAGGUCCUCCCGGUAUUCCUGGUGUUGAUGGUGUACAAGGUCGUGAUGGUGCAAAGGGUGAACCUGGUAAUCCCGGUUUGGUCGGUAUGCCUGGUUUGAAGGGUGAACGCGGUGCUCCUGGUAAUGAUGGUCCCAAAGGUUCCCCCGGUGUUACCGGUCAACCUGGUAAACGUGGUCCUCCUGGUCCAGCUGGUAUUCCCGGUGCCAAGGGUGACAGAGGUGAACGUGGUUUAACUGGUAGGGAUGGUUUGACUGGUCCUAGAGGUCCUCCUGGCCCUCCUGGUUUGAUGGGUGUUAAGGGUGAUUUAGGUCCAGUUGGUCCCCCCGGUGCUGACGGUAUUCCCGGUCUUGAUGGUGAAAAGGGUGAUCGUGGUUUCACUGGUGAAAUGGGUCCUCGUGGUGAACCUGGUGAUGCUUCUGAAAAGGGUCAAAAGGGUGAACCUGGCGCACCUGGUCUACGCGGUGAAGAUGGUCUUCCUGGCGCUCCUGGUAUGCAAGGUGAAAAGGGUGUUGCUGGUAUUGCUAUGCACGGACGUCCCGGUCUUCCUGGUGAGAAGGGUGAUCGUGGUCGUGAUGGUAUGAAUGGACGUGAUGGUGCCCAAGAUGAGGGUGACCAAGGUUUGCCUGGUCUUAUGGGAGCCAAGGGUGCUAAGGGUGAAAUGGGUCUUCCUGGUGUUCCCGGAGCUCCUGGUAUGGAUGGUAAACCCGGUGAAGUCGGCGCUCCUGGUCCAGUUGGUUACAUGGGUCUUAAGGGUGACAAGGGUGAACGUGGUUAUUCCGGUAUCAAUGGUGCCAAGGGUGAAAGAGGUGAACCAGGUUUACCUGGUUUCGCUGGCGCUCCUGGUCCUAAGGGUGAACGUGGUUUGACUGGUCCCGCUGGUUUAGAUGCUAAACCUUUCACCAUCAGGGGUGACAAGGGUGAAAUGGGUGAAGCUGGUUUAAUUGGUUUGCCUGGUCCUAUGGGUCUUAAGGGUAAUCAAGGUGCACCUGGUUUCAAUGGUCCUAAAGGUGAUCGCGGUAUGACUGGUCCACCUGGCGCUCCUGGUUUGAAUGGUCUCCCCGGCAUGAAGGGUGAUAUGGGUCCCAGAGGUGAUGUUGGUGCUCCUGGUUUGACAAUUAAGGGUGAAAAGGGUUUGCCUGGCCGUACUGAAAAUGGACGUGAAGGUGCUCCUGGUCCUGCUGGUCUUAAGGGUGACAAGGGUUUGCCUGGUCUUCCAGGUACUCCUGGUGAUGGUCCUCCUGGUGUUCCUGGUCCCCAAGGUCCUAAAGGUGAUCGCGGUUUAGUAGGUCAACCUGGUAGAGAUGGUCAUGACGGUAUGCCCGGUGUUCAAGGUAUUAAGGGUGAUAUGGGUUAUCCCGGUCCUAAGGGUGAAAUGGGUCCUCCUGGCUUCCAAGGACAAAAGGGAAAGGGUGAUUUAGGUUUCACUGGUGCCCCUGGUCUACCUGGUCGUGCUGGUAUGAAGGGUGAUAUGGGUAUGAGUGGUCUCGAUGGCUUGCCUGGUCCUGUUGGCGCUCCCGGUGAAAAGGGUUAUCCUGGUCCUGCUGGUAUUAACGGUCGCGAUGGUAAACCUGGUACUAAGGGUGAUAAAGGUGAACCUGGUAUGGUACCUCCUCCCGGUCCUAAAGGUGAACCUGGUUAUCCUGGUAGAGACGGUCAAAAGGGUGAACGUGGUGCUCCUGGUCCUCGUGGUUUGAUUGGCUUGCAAGGUGAACGCGGUGAAAAGGGUGAUCAAGGUUUAAUUGGUCUUACUGGUCCCACUGGACGUCCCGGUAUGAAGGGUGAUCAAGGUCUUCCUGGUCCCAUGGGUCGCGAAGGUCUUCCCGGUGCUCUCGGUCCUAAGGGUGAACCUGGUGCCCCUUGCACUGCUGCCCAAGAUUAUCUUACCGGCAUUUUAUUGGUCAAACACAGUCAAUCCGAAGAAGUACCACGUUGCGAACCUGGCCACAUUGAAUUGUGGACUGGUUAUUCUCUCAUGUACGUCGAUGGUAACGAUUAUGCCCACAACCAAGAUUUGGGUUCCCCCGGUUCUUGUGUACGUCGCUUCUCUACUCUGCCCGUACUCUCUUGCGGUGCCAACAAUAUUUGCAACUAUGCCUCCAGAAACGAUAAAUCAUUCUGGUUGACCACAUCGGCACCUUUGCCAAUGAUGCCAGUUCCAGCUCAAGAUGUCAGCAACUACAUUUCUCGUUGUACCGUAUGCGAGGCUCCAUCAAAUGUCAUUUCCAUUCACAGUCAAUCUUUAGACAUUCCAAGCUGUCCAAAUGGUUGGGAAGGUCUCUGGAUCGGUUACAGUUUCAUGAUGCACACUGCCGCAGGUAAUGGAGGUGGUGGUCAAGAUAUGUCCUCACCUGGUUCCUGCUUACAAGAUUUCCGCACCACACCCUUCAUUGAGUGUAACGGCGGCAAAGGUCACUGCCACUUCUACGAGACCAUGUCCAGUUUCUGGAUGGUCACUAUGGAAGAAUACCAACAAUUCCAAAGACCCGCUAUGGAGACCCUUAAGGCUGGCAAUCUGCUACAAAAGGUCUCAAGAUGUCAAGUUUGUAUUAAGAACUCAUCAUAGAGAUUCAACAACUAGCAGUUAUAA